UGGAGGCGUUUUUGGCCAUUCAGAUCAGCAUGGGUCUGACUAGAAAGCCUCAAAUCGCUGAUUACUGGAGCACCCAAAGUUCACUGGGCUUGACACCAAAUUUCGCCCGUGUAAUGACACGCAACCGCUUUCAGCUCUUGUCCUCCUGCAUCCACUUCAAUGACAACUCUCUGAGGUUGGAGAGAGGUCAGCCGGGUUAUGAUCCACUUUUUAAAAUCCGCCCACUUAUGGAUCUAGUCCUGAAGAGUUUUCAGAGCGAGUACUACCCCCACGAACACCUCUCCAUUGAUGAAUCCAUGGUUUCAUUUCGUGGAAGGGUGUUUUUUCGUCAGUACGUGCCAAAUAAAAGACACCGGUUUGGUCUGAAGAAUUUUGUCCUAUCAGACGCGACAAGUAAUUACACGUACCUGUGGCACGUAUACACUGGAGGGGCCUUCAACUACGAUCGCUGUCUGGGUAUUGGCCAUAGUUCAGUUGUUGGCUUGCUAAGGGAAGCCAAGCUUUUGGGGAAGGGACACAGUCUCUAUACUGACAGCUACUACACCUCACCCGCUCUUUUCCAAGAGCUCCACCGGCAAAACACCGGCGCGUGUGGAACUGUUCGUGUGAACAGGAAAGGCAUGCCCCCUCAACUCCAUGGUCUGAAACUGCGGCCUUCAGAUCCCCCUGUGUUUUUUGAAAAACGUCCACUUUUAACUGCGUCUUUUCGUGAUGCUGGCACAGUCACCGUCCUCUCCACAGUGCACGACAAUCUCGUUAUCACCAAACGAGUGCGUAGCAAGGGGCCUGAUGGCUACAGAACUUUGCGCAAGCCAAAGAGCGUGGAGGACUACAACCGCUUCAUGGGAGGGGUAGAUCGCGGAGACCAGCUAUGCUCCUAUUACAGCUACCAACACCGUGCAAUGAAGUGGUACCAUCGGUUGUUCCAUCAUAUCCGAGAGGUCGCACUUGUGAAUGCCUACAUCUUGCACAAAGAAAGUGGCAAUACAAUGCAGUCGGCUGGAUUCCGCGAGCUUGUGGUGAAGGGGCUACUGAGACGGAGGCAAAUUGAGCUCACUCCUCCUCCCAGGCCAAUCAGCACACCGUUAGUGCCCGUGCGUCUCACUGGUCGACACUUUCUCGGACAACACGAGAAAUCGCGUCCGGACUGCAAAGUCUGUUCCACGCGGAAGCGCAGUCCAGAUGACGCACAUAGAGGGAGGAAGCAGACACCUUUCUUCUGCAAGACCUGUCCAGACCACCCUGCACUGUGCCCCACUGACUGCUUUGAGAUGUACCAUACAAAGCUUGUGUACAAACACUGAAUCUUCCAUCUCAGGCAUCCACCACUACCAGCCUAGGUUGUCUAGGAGCACUUUCAAUCAGUUAAAUCAGCCUUCUUUCAAUCAGUUCAAAGGAUCAGUUCUUUCAAUCAGUUCAAAUUAUCAGUUCUUUCAAUCAGUUCAAAUGAUCAGUUCUUUCAAUCAGUUCAAAUGAUUAGUUCUUCCAAUCAGUUACUGUUCAUUUUUAGAAAUCUAUACAAAACUUGAACUGAUAUUUACUGUUAGUUUGUUCAA
Messenger RNA from Alosa sapidissima (American shad), 1556 nucleotides. RefSeq names its product piggyBac transposable element-derived protein 4-like. NCBI's taxonomy places the organism in Eukaryota, Metazoa, Chordata, Actinopteri, Clupeiformes, Clupeidae. The record is from RefSeq and is a predicted model, not a curated record. The transcript has 2 exons. Bases 30 to 1304 code for a protein of 424 amino acids.